Molecule: messenger RNA, 3486 nt
Organism: Anarrhichthys ocellatus (wolf-eel)
Lineage: Eukaryota; Metazoa; Chordata; Actinopteri; Perciformes; Anarhichadidae
Product: zinc finger protein ubi-d4-like
Exons: 12
Coding region: 47-1288 (413 amino acids)
Biological process (GO): nervous system development
Cellular component (GO): nBAF complex
Source: RefSeq, a predicted model, not a curated record
AGGGCACAUAUAGCCCGCGGCCAAUUUUCCCGUCUACCAAAGCAAGAUGGCAGCUGUUGUUGAGAAUGUUGUCAAACUGUUGGGAGAGCAGUACUACAGAGACGCCAUGGAGCAGUGCCAUAACUACAAUGCCAGGCUCUGUGCCGAGAGGAGUGUCCGCAUGCCGUUCCUCGACUCUCAGACCGGUGUGGCUCAGAGCAACUGCUACAUUUGGAUGGAAAAGAGACACAGGGGACCAGGCAUGGCACCGGGGCAGCUCUACACCUACCCAUCGAGGAGGUGGAGGAAGAAACGCCGAUCUCAUCCUCAAGAGGACCCGCGGCUUAUCUUCCCUCCUGUCAAGUCAGAGAUAGACGUAGGGGUGAAGAAGGAUGCUCUGUUACCAGCGGAUGGCAGCAGCCUGGAGGCCCUGCUGAAGGGGGAGUCCGUGGAAAAACGGCCGACCACAGAGCUGCGAGGGUCUGAGGAGGAUUCAAACCAGAGCGACUACACCGGAGGCCUGAACCCGGCUGCUCGCAUUAGAAAGAGAGUCCUUGAGCCAGAUGACUUCCUGGAUGACCUGGAUGAUGAAGACUAUGAGGAGGACACGCCUAAAAGAAGAGGCAAGGGAAAGGCGAAGAGUCGAGGAGUGGGCAGUACCAGGAAGAAGCUGGAUACGGCGGCACUGGAGGACCGAGAGAAGCCGUACGCGUGUGACAACACUAUCAAACAAAAGCAUAUUUCAAAACCUUCUGAAAGAGUCUGUGGGAAGCGCUACAAGAACCGUCCUGGUCUAAGCUACCACUACGCCCACUCCCACCUGGCUGAGGAGGAGGGUGAGGAGAAGGAAGAGAUGGAGAUCAACGAGCCUGCAUUGCCGCAGCCCAAUGAGUCUAAAACUCCCAAGAAAGGCCCAGAUGGUCUCGCAUUGCCUAAUAAGUAUUGUGAUUUCUGCCUGGGAGACUCCAAGACCAAUCACAAGACCGGCCAGUCAGAGGAGCUGGUGUCCUGCUCCGACUGCGGACGCUCGGGCCACCCCUCCUGCCUGCAGUUCACUCCUGUAAUGAUGGCUGCUGUGAAGACGUACCACUGGCAGUGCAUAGAGUGCAAGUGCUGCAACAUCUGCGGCACCUCAGAGAAUGACGAUCAGCUUCUGUUUUGUGAUGACUGUGAUAGAGGCUAUCACAUGUACUGUCUCAACCCACCCAUGGCUGAACCUCCAGAGGGGAGCUGGAGCUGUCAUUUAUGUCUGGAACUUUUGAAAGACAAGGCAUCCAUAUACCAGACCCAGAACGCCCCACCAUCGUGAUGGCUGCCUCCCCCUGUGCACACACUCAUCACUCACCCGUCCCGCAGCAGUAUGGUUUACCCUUCAAUAUCAAACGUGAGCUCCCCUGACGAGCUGAGCUCGGAGGGAGUGUGUUCGGAACAGACAAUAAAUUGUGAAAAGGGAUGUUUCCCUCACCAAACGGCCCUCACGUAGCUUCAGAUAUGACUGUUACACAGUUCCAAGCUCAGAUACAGCCCCGUUGAUUUUUAUUUUCGUCUCUUUUGUACGUAGCCAAUUUGAGCAGUACUGAAUUUCACAGCAUAAAUAGACUAAAUCUGACCUCCCAUUCAGGUUUUUUUACACACACAGUCGCAAAGUUUGCUAAAACCUUCUCUAUCCUGCAGUGUACUGAUUUUAUGAGAAGAGCAGAAAUGGAGCUUGUUUGAAUGAAGUAGCAUGCCAGUGCUUGCUAAUCAUAAAAAAUAGAUUUUAUAAUAUUUAUAUAUUUCUAUGGUAUACAAUAGUGUUAAGUAUGUACAAUUUGGAAAGAAAAAAAUGGUAAUGCAACGGUCUUUUUAUUGGUGCCCAUUUCAUCAUGAUGGAAAUAUCCACAACCACGUGUUCUUUUAUGGCACUGGUGAUAUUUGGGGGAUUCUCUUGAUGGAGUCAAAGGGAUCUGCUGAGACUGUAAAGGAUUUAGCAUCUUAUCCACUGGCCACACAGAAACUUCAGGCGCUAUGAAUAGAAACCCUUACGUGGCUCCCAUAGCUGAGGGACUCGAGGAAUGGCAGGUUAGACUAGUCUGGUUGUUGACUCGUGUGUGCUUGGGGCUGAUUAAGCAGCACGGAGCUUCGAGAGGAUGCAUGACAUAAAAGUGUGCAUGUUUUAUUCAGGCUUUGGGGCCUUUUUUGACAAAAAUGUUAGCUUCUUGACAUUAGACUGAAAAAUCUUCAAUCUGCACACCUACACACGCCUUUGUUAGACAGACGAUGGCUGUUCCAGUCAAAUCAAAAAACAAAUCUUACUUGCAUAAAAACCCUCUGUUGCUGUGUUUUAGCAGUUUGCUCAUCAGCACUAUAUCUAAUACCUGUUUAUGUGACACCAUUAGAUUAUUUUAAUGUAACUGAGGACUGGGCAACCUUGUAAAUGGUCCCUUGAUGACGAUAUAGAAGCAAUACAGGAGCUCCUGUAGGAGGCUGGGAUGACGGGGAUUCAUGGCAGAGUCUGUUUAAGCUCUGUUGGCAGAUAAUGUGGAAAAUGCUAAUACAGAUAGGAGACUGUGGCAACAAAUAUGGAUGACUCCAUAUUGUAAAAAGAGAUUAUAAUGUGUAUAUGUAUAAUCCUAUGAAGAACUGUUCUUUUUGUCACUGCUUUCAUAGUUUUAUUAUGCAAUGGUUUCCUUUUGUGGCAAUGCUAAAAGAAACGGUCUAGUUACUUUACCUCAAACAGUAUUUAAAGGGUUGAAACAUGCUGUUGCUAGAUGGCACAGAGGAAUACAUAGUAAUGACAGCUGCAGUGUCUGCUUCAAUAGCUGCAUAUUCUACAGGUAAAUAAGUGCAUGCUCCGUAAUCGUCUGCACUCUCAUACGCUACGUAUCCGUCUCAGCGUUAGGCCGGCAAGGUGUGGGGAAGUGGCGUAAUAUAAAAUAACCAAGCCAUCAUGACGUUUUAUUAGCCCACUAACAAUUACUACAUAAGUAUAACUUGGUUUAUUUUCUCAUCACGUUUGAACUUGGUUAUGUAGAGACGGUGGCGACUAGAAUACUUUGCUGGUUGUUUUUGUAUUCAUGGAUGAUGUUUGCGUACUCUGUGUGGGACAUUUGGGAUACAGUGGAAUUUGCUCUCUAGUUAAUCCUGUGAUCCAGGUGUCGACUGCGCUGCUCUCUUCCAAAGCUCAAAACAAGAAGCAAAGCCCGUAAUGUGAUUAAGAGACAAAUUCUGGAGCUGCACCUUUUAACACUGGAUGGUUAAGUAAUGUACUCGGUAUCUACCUUCUAGGCUAAACUUAGAGGCCAUGAACAAGAAGGAAGUCCAACUGUUGUCAUAGUAUAUUUUUUAUAUAUAAAUAAAUCUCAGAUUAUGGUUUUCUGGUCUCGAGCUUUGGGAGAGAAGUGUUCAUCACGACAAAUAUUAAAACUGAGGUCACAGGUUUACAUAGAUGGAUUAUCUUUGGAUUGUGAUGGAAUGUUUUAUUGUGCAAAAUUUUGUCUUCAGGAAAUAAAAUACUAGGCGCUAUAA